AAAGUUAAUAAUUCAACAAAAUUUCAGUGAAGUUUAGUUUGAAACCAAAAAAAAGUAUUUUUAUGUUAAGAAUUUAAUAUGUGAAAAGGCGAAAGGUUGAAGAUCUCGACUGAAAGAUACCCUCUGAAUAGAUGGCAACACUUGAGGGGAAUUCCAAGCCCCCAAAAGGGCCAUCAAUACAUUCAUUGGAUACUCCUACCGAUCGCUUUAUAAUUCGAUCGACUGGCAGAUCUACCGUUCAAUUCAGAGGCUCAUAUAUUUCAAAAUAACUUCAAAAGUAUUGGACAAGCACAUCAUGCCCGCGUUGUGGUCGGAAAACUGGCAAGUCAUGCAAGAAAACCACAACAAACGGGCGAACUAUAAAAGACACUUGACCCUCAACCCUCAACAAUAUUCAAGGAAGAACGGCCAAGAUGUUGAGCAAGCUUGUGCCCCGCAUCAAAGCCAAGCCACUGACGGAGAGGACUAGCUCCCGCGAUGCCUUUGUCUACUUGGAUCGAGUGCAGAAGUUCUUCGGCUGGACAGCGGUCGAGGAUAAGAGGUGGAGGAUCCCCUACAUUCUGUGGGGUAUUUUCAUGAACCUGCUGCUGAUCUUCUUCCUGCCGAUCUCGAUGCUGGUGGCAUACAUUCAGAUGUUCAAGAGCUUCACGGCAGGCGAGUUUCUCAGCUCCCUGGAGAUCACGGUGAAUAUGUACGGAUGCGUUUUGAAGUGCAUCUACACCAUUUGGGGCUUCAAGGGGUUUACGGCAGCCAGAAAGGUGCUCGACGAGCUGGACCUGCGCUGCACCAGCGACGAGGAGCGGAACAGUGUGCACCGCUGCGUGGCUCUGGGGAACCUGAGCUACGUGUUGUUUCACAUCUUCUACUCGGGAUUUGUGGUCAUCAACUGGACGGGCUACGUCCUGAUGGGCAGGCACGCCUGGAUGAUGUACCUCCCUGGACUGGACGCUGAAAAUAACUUCUUCGUAGCCAGCUUGUGCGAGAUACUUCUGAUGAGCGGUGUGGUCACCAUGGAUCAGUGCACGGACGUCUCUCCUCUGGCCCACAUGCUAAUGGCUCGCUGCCACAUCUGUCUGCUCAAGGAUCGGUUGACAAAGCUACGCACGGACCCCACCAAAGACGAGGACGAACACUACGAGGAGCUGAGCAACUGCGUCCACGACCAUCGCUUGAUAUUGGACUAUGUCAAGGCUCUGCGGCCCACCUUUUCAGGGACCAUAUUCGUGCAGUUCCUCUUGAUUGGUAUAGUUCUAGGCCUGUCCAUGAUCAACGUCAUGUUCUUCUCGACCCUCUGGACGGGCCUCGGCACCGUGUGCUUCAUGUUCUGUGUGUGCCUGGAAACCUUUCCCUUCUGCUACCUUUGCAACAUGAUCAUCGAUGAUUGCCAAAAGCUAUCGGACAAUCUGUUCCAAUCGGAUUGGACGACUGCCAGUCGCAGAUACAAGUCCACGCUGGUCUACUUUCUGCAGAAUCUCCAGAAACCGAUUAUCUUAACAGCGGGUGGAGUGUUUCCCAUCUGCAUGCAGACGAAUCUAUCGAUGGUGAAGCUGGCCUUUUCCGUGGUCACCGUAAUAAAACAAUUCAAUCUGGCGGAUAAGUUUCAGUAGGAAAACACUACCAAACUUGACUAGACCUUGCAAAUAUUUAUUUAUUAUGUAAUGAAGUAGAAAUUAUGGUCACAAAAAUGUUAAAUAAAGGAAGUAGACCCAAGUAGACAUCGUC
Molecule: messenger RNA, 1722 nt
Organism: Drosophila pseudoobscura
Lineage: Eukaryota; Metazoa; Arthropoda; Insecta; Diptera; Drosophilidae
Product: odorant receptor 22a-like
Exons: 3
Coding region: 414-1607 (397 amino acids)
Biological process (GO): detection of chemical stimulus involved in sensory perception of smell; sensory perception of smell
Cellular component (GO): plasma membrane
Molecular function (GO): odorant binding; olfactory receptor activity
Source: RefSeq, a predicted model, not a curated record